Ricinus communis (castor bean) is the source of this 1269-nucleotide messenger RNA. RefSeq lists its product as uncharacterized. The record is from RefSeq and is a predicted model, not a curated record. NCBI's taxonomy places the organism in Eukaryota, Viridiplantae, Streptophyta, Magnoliopsida, Malpighiales, Euphorbiaceae. Bases 1 to 1269 code for a protein of 422 amino acids. The transcript is spliced from 6 exons.
AUGACUAGGUUAGCCAAAAGACUGUAUGUAUUGGAUGACUGUCUAUCAAAGCUUUCACAGAUUGGUGAUAUGACACCACUAGGGAUAAGACAGAUGAUCAACAUGCAGAUGAUCAUGGGUACUCGACACCCAUAUAGCAAAGAGUACAGGCUUGUUAGUACAAUAGUAAGGGAGGCUAAAGAGGUAGCAGCUAGAGGAGCCCAAAACCUAACGACUGAGAUUCCAGAUGUUAGGAUUCCUAACCCAGCUAGAGUGUUUAUGCCUACAUCUGGAGCCUCCUUUUCUUAUUCUAUAGGGACAUCGAGUGCUCAUCAAUUGGGAUUGAAUCUGAUUCCACAUCCAAAACCUUAUAAACUAUUAUGGUUAAACAACUGUGGUGAGACAAAAGUGAAUAAGCAAGUUAUUGUGACUUUCACUAUUGGGAGGUAUUCAAAUGAAGUGCUAUGUGAUGUAGUGCUAACGCAUGCUGGACAUAUCUUGCUUGGUAGGUCAUGGCAUUUUGAUAGAAGGGUUGUCCACGAUGGGUUCCUUAAUAGGUACUCUGUUAAAGAUGGAAGAAAAGUCACACUGAUAUCUCUUUGUCGAAAAGAAGAAUUUGUUGAUGUCUUUCCCGAGGAGAUGCCAAGUGGUUUACCACCUCAAAGAGGGAUUAAGCAUCAAAUAGAUUUCACUCCAGGGGCUGCCAUACUAAAUAGACCAGCCUAUAGAAGUAAUCCAGAGGAGACAAAGAAGCUUCAAAGGCAAGUAGAUGAAUUGAUGUCUAAAAGGUUAGAUGAUAUGCUUGAUGAGUUGCAUGGUGCGGGUUACUUUACUAAGAUUGGCUUGCAUUUCGAAUAUUAUCAAAUUCUCAUGAAAGUUAGGGAUGAGUUGAAAACAUCAUUUAAAACUAAGUAUGGUCUGUAUGAGAGGCUUGUAAUGCCAUUUGGGCUUAUUAAUACAUUUAACACUUUCAUGAGGUUCUUAGAUGUUCUUAGAAGAGAAAAAUUGUUUUGUAAAAAGAAGUGUAGUUUUUGCAUGGACAGAGUCAUAUUUUUAGGUUUUGUUGUUAAUUCUAAAGGUCUAGAUGUUGAUGAGGAAAAGGUUGAAUAUGAUGCAAGAACAAAGACCCUACGCACAUGCAUUAGUGUUGGGGCUGUUUUGAUGCAAGAACAAAGCCCAAUUUGCUAUUUUAGUGAAAAGCUAAAUGGUGCAGCACUUCGAUACCCAACAUAUGACAAAGAACUCUAUGCUUUGGUUCGUGCUUUGCGUACAUGGCAACACUACCUGUAG